Molecule: messenger RNA, 729 nt
Organism: Neogale vison (American mink)
Lineage: Eukaryota; Metazoa; Chordata; Mammalia; Carnivora; Mustelidae
Product: complement factor D-like
Exons: 4
Coding region: 16-675 (219 amino acids)
Biological process (GO): proteolysis
Molecular function (GO): serine-type endopeptidase activity
Source: RefSeq, a predicted model, not a curated record
CACGCGCGGCCCUACAUGGCAUCGGUGCAGGUGAACGGCAGGCACUUAUGCGGCGGCUUCCUGGUGUCUGAGCAGUGGGUCCUGAGCGCGGCACACUGCCUGGAGGAGGCGGCCGACGGGAAGGUGCAGGUGGUCCUGGGCGCGCACUCCCUGUCGCAGCCGGAGCCCUCCAAGCGCCGGUACGACGUGCUCCGCGCAGUGCCCCACCCAGGCAGCCGGCCCGACACAAUCGACCACGACCUCCUGCUGCUGAAGCUGUCAGAGAAGGCCCAGCUGGGCCCCGCCGUGCAGCCCCUGCCUUGGCAGCGCGAGGACCGCGACGUGGAGGCGGGCACGCUUUGCGACGUGGCCGGCUGGGGUGUGGUCAGCUACGCGGGCCGCCGGCCGGACCGCCUGCAGUACCUGCCCCUGCGGGUGAUGGCCCGCGCCACCUGCAACCGGCGCACGUACCACGACGGCACCAUCACCGAGCGCAUGAUGUGCGGGGAGAGCAACCGCCGCGACACCUGCGCGGGCGACUCCGGGGGCCCGCUGGUGUGCGGCGGCGUGGCCGAAGCCGUGGUCACUUCGGGCUCGCGCGUGUGCGGCAACCCCAAGAAGCCCGGCAUCUACACGCGCUUGGCGAGCUACGCGGACUGGAUCGACGGCGUGCUGGCCGAGGGUGCGGCCGCCUGAGGGGUCCCGGGGGGCGGCGGUCACGGGGGCCAACAAUAAAGUCCCGUCCUGCAA